Trichophyton rubrum CBS 118892 is the source of this 2535-nucleotide messenger RNA. RefSeq lists its product as uncharacterized. The record is from RefSeq and is a predicted model, not a curated record. The transcript is spliced from 4 exons. The coding region runs from base 1 to 2535 and encodes 844 amino acids. Lineage: Eukaryota; Fungi; Ascomycota; Eurotiomycetes; Onygenales; Arthrodermataceae. Gene Ontology annotation, cellular component: nucleus; Cul8-RING ubiquitin ligase complex. Gene Ontology annotation, biological process: double-strand break repair; DNA double-strand break attachment to nuclear envelope.
AUGGAGGUAGAAGGGCUGUUCAGCCAGGCGCGGAUCUGUAUUGUCUGCUCCGCCCAGCUGAAUGCAGAACAGGCAGAAGAAAUAUCCUCUGCUUUACGAGAAAACGGAGGCGAGGUGGUUAUAAAUGAACCGCAGGCACCACUCCCACCCGUAAACGAGUUUAGUCACAUCAUCUCCCCGACCAUAGACUUCCAAGGACAUGAUGCAGCAUGCGACGCCCUCAUUCCGGUAGUCAAGCCCCAGUGGGUGCAGAUGUCUAUAUCAAAACAGAAGCUUGCGAACCCGCGGCAGUACAACCCAGACCCACGGCUAUUUAUGAACGACGUUAUUGUCACCUGUGAAGAUAUCCCCGAAGGUGAUAAAGAUGCGAUCAUUGGUGGAGUUUUGGCUAUGGGAGGUCUAUACACAUCUCGCAUCACCAACAGCACGACCCAUCUCGUUACUUUGACAAUGAAUGAGAGAUGUAUGGCGGCGAAGAAGAGGGGCCUCGCAACUAAGAUCGUACUACCUCAUUGGUUCGACGAUUGCCUCAAGCUUGGGAGGCGGAUUGACGAACGACCUUACUUACUUCCCAAUCCCGAGAUUCUUCAACCAGAGUACGAACGGCCCCCGCGAAUUGCUGCAAACAGGGACGUUAUAGGUGCCUCAACUCCGGAACCCAACACUCUCCCAGACCGGACCGCUUCUCCCGGCGGCUCAAGGAAAGAAUUAAACAUCUUCAAGAGGAAAACCGUGAUGAUAUCUUCAGAUUUAGGCAUAGCAGAGCACAUGGCCAGCUCAAUCAAAGAGCUGAUCCGCGAAGGCGGCGGCCAAACCACCAACGAGGUUUCAAAAUGCGACAUAUUCAUCUGUCGAUACCGUGAAGGUGAAGACUACAAGAUGGCAUCCAGAGCUGGCAAGGACGUUGGCAAUCUCUCGUGGUUAUUCCACCUAAUAACGCAUAAUGCAUGGACAUCUCCGCUGCGAAGGCUACUUCACUACCCUAUUGCACGAGAGGGGAUCCCCGGCUUUAAUAAAUUCAAAAUAAGUCUCUCCAAUUACGCAGGGGAGGCAAGGAUUUACUUGGAGAAUCUCAUAGCUGCUGCUGGCGCCGAAUCGACAAAAACCUUGAAGCAGGAAAAUACCCAUCUGUUGACCGCUCAUAAAAACAGUGAAAAAUGCACUGCUGCUAAGGAGUGGAAUUUACAUAUUGUCAAUCAUCUUUGGCUCGAAGAGAGCUAUGCAAAAUGGCAGCAACAAAGUGUCACAGACCCUCGAUAUACCCACUUUCCUCGACGGACAAAUUUAAGCGAUGUUGUAGGUCAAACACGAAUAGACAAAUACACCGUUGAGGAGCACUUUUUUCCUCCUGAACCAACUCCGGGUGUGAAGAAGUCGAUCACCCUACCACAGAAAGGCAACAAUGCUACCUUGAAUAGGUCUUCUAGUAACGCCAAGACACCAAAAUCAGGCCGCAAAGCUAUUAAUGAAGGUCCAGAAAUGCCAGGUCCCGAGCCUGACAGUACUACAAAGGUGACGAAGAAACUAAAGGAAAAGUCUCUACAAACUCCGGUACCCUCCAGAUUUGCCGAACUUGGAAAAGAAAAUGAGACACCCUCUACUACUGGAAGCCGGAAAUCAAAGGAUAUUGCGGCUGCUAAAUUACAUAACCUUGCUCCUGAUAUAUCUUUAUAUGAAAAGGAAUUAAAGCGAGUUGGCGGUGUAAUCUAUGGAGGCCGAAGGAAGAGUACUGGGGAGCCUGAUUCUGCUAGGAAGAGAUCCGCUGAACCCGACAGUGCGUCUGGCUCGGAAGAUGCCAUCGAGACGAAGAGAAUAAAGACGUCCAAACCGCCAAUAGCAAUCCGUUUAGUUAUUACGGGAUUUAACAGAUGGGUUGAGAAGCCCAACAUAGAGGACUCGGAGAGAACUCAACUCAGAGAUCUAGGAAUUUUGGUUAUCCCUGAUCCGUCCCGGUGCACUCAUUUAGCAGCGCCGUCUAUCAAACGAACCCAGAAAUUUCUCAAUGCUCUAGCACACGCACCCGUUAUCAUAAACUCCAAUUUCAUUACAGACUGCCUUGAGAAAAAAGAACUCCUAGAUCCCAACGACUAUAUCCUCAAAGACAAAGCUUCCGAGAAAAAGUACAAUUUCACAUUAGAAAAGGCAAGGCAGCGAGCAAAGAAAAACGAGCAAAAACUGCUAAGUGGACACACCAUUUACUGCGCGGAUAAAGUCAAUGGUGGAAUUGAGGCUUUCCAGGCAAUAAUUGAGGCGAAUGGGGGACAAUGCGUGCCAUAUCGAGGGCGGCCAGGGACAAUGAUAAGUAGCCGGCGUUUAGCAGCCAAUGGCCCUGACCAACCCGAAGCGGAUGAUGUAUAUCUGAUCAGCGGAACUGACAAGAGCAGUGUCAAGCUGUGGGAGAAGUUCCGGACAAUGGCUCGCAAUGCCAAACGUGUGCCUAGGGUCGUCAGUUCGGAUUGGUUGUUGGAUAUUGCUUUAUCUCAGGAAUGGCGGAGUGGAGAUUCAUACGAACACCCCGACGAAAAUACUUCGUAA